Malania oleifera is the source of this 1371-nucleotide messenger RNA. RefSeq names its product auxin-responsive protein IAA14-like. The transcript has 5 exons. Lineage: Eukaryota; Viridiplantae; Streptophyta; Magnoliopsida; Santalales; Ximeniaceae. Gene Ontology annotation, molecular function: protein binding. The record is from RefSeq and is a predicted model, not a curated record. The coding region runs from base 231 to 1085 and encodes 284 amino acids. Gene Ontology annotation, cellular component: nucleus. Gene Ontology annotation, biological process: regulation of DNA-templated transcription.
CUGCAGAGACAACUGUGGAGCCAGCCAGCCAAAAACACGAAUAAAAUAGAUGAAGAUGAAGCUACGAGGAAACUAAGAAGCCAAGCCACCAACACACAAAUUAAGGUUAUAGCUGCCUAGAUCGGAGAAGUCUUCAGUUUCCAAACCCAACAUCGUACGUACGUGUUCAGUGAUCUGUUUGCUGCCGGCAGGCCGGAAUUUUAAUUUCUUCACCUCGUGAUUUUUCAACGAUGGAAGUUUGCCGUAAAGUAAUGGGGACGUGCAAUGCGCUUGGCGACGGCGAAAAGUACAGUUUGAACUUGAAAGAGACAGAACUCUGUCUUGGGUUGCCCGGUGGAGGGGGUGGAGGCGAAGGGGAGGCGUCCGCCGCCGCGAAGAGCGGCGGAAAGAGAGGGUUCUCUGAGACCGUUGAUCUGAAACUCAACCUUCAGCCGUCGGCAAAGGAGUCGUCGGCGGUGAUGGAUCUCGGUGAUCAGAAGAUGAUGAUGAAGUCACCCAAGGAGAAGAACACCGUCGUACUCCCUUGCAUCAAGGAUCCCGCUAAGCCACCCGCCAAGGCGCUGGUUGUGGGUUGGCCGCCGGUGAGAUCAUACAGGAAGAACAUAAUGGCUAAUAAUAAUAAUAAUCAGAAGAGUACAAUGAUGAUGAUGAGUGCUACCACUGAUCAUCAGGAUCAGAAUGAUCACCAGAAGGUAACAGCAGUAGCAGCAGCAGCAGGAGCGUAUGUGAAGGUAUGCAUGGACGGAGCUCCUUAUCUUAGAAAGGUGGACUUGAAGAUGUACAAGAGCUACCAAGAACUCUCUGACGCCUUAGCUAAGAUGUUUAGUUCCUUCACAAUGGAUAAUGAAGGGAAUUAUGGAGGGCAAAGGAUGAUAGAUUUCAUGAAUGAAAGCAAGUUGAUGGACCUUCUGAACAGUUCAGAGUAUGUGCCCACCUAUGAAGAUAAGGAUGGCGACUGGAUGCUUGUGGGUGACGUCCCAUGGGAGAUGUUUGUUGAUUCAUGCAAGCGCUUGCGUAUAAUGAACGGAUCGGAAGCCAUCGGACUUGCUCCUCGAGCCAUAGAGAAAUGCAAGAGCAGAAGCUGAAAAAUCAACCAGUUGACCCUCGAUCCAUGUCGUGCUAUUCUAAGAGACCCUUCUGGCUGGAGAUUGGGAUGAAUGAAGCUGCAAAAAAAUUGUUGUACGUUGUAUGUGUCUGUUUCAUUUGAUAUGUAGUAAAUGGAUAUAUGUAUCAAAGAUCUCUGGACAUUUGUAAUGGACAAAACCCAAUAAGUUGCCUAGCUAGCUAUCUACCUCUUGUCGAUCUGGCUUGUUUAUCCCCAGUUAUUGGCUUGUUUAAUUAAUUAAUUAAAUUGUAAUUGUUGAUUAAUUA